Messenger RNA from Malaclemys terrapin pileata, 4949 nucleotides. It is a transcript of the gene CCND2, whose product is annotated as cyclin D2. Lineage: Eukaryota; Metazoa; Chordata; Testudines; Emydidae. Gene Ontology annotation, molecular function: cyclin-dependent protein serine/threonine kinase regulator activity. The record is from RefSeq and is a predicted model, not a curated record. The transcript is spliced from 8 exons. Gene Ontology annotation, cellular component: nucleus; cytoplasm; cyclin-dependent protein kinase holoenzyme complex. The coding region runs from base 469 to 1437 and encodes 322 amino acids. Gene Ontology annotation, biological process: regulation of cyclin-dependent protein serine/threonine kinase activity; positive regulation of G1/S transition of mitotic cell cycle; mitotic cell cycle phase transition.
AUGCUCAUUCUCUUGAACUAUUAGACCUUGACAAAUCCAUAUGCAUAACCACACCAUAACUAUAGACAUCAGAUAUUUUCCAGGAGUGUUCAUGCUUUCUCCAGUACCCUAAAAGAGAAAACACAGAAAUAUUAAUUUUACCUAAGGUGGUUUAUGAUUACUUUUUUUCCCUCCUUUUCCUUUACAGAGUUGUCAGAGCAGAUGUUUCCUUCCCACGCUUUGAGUUGUGUGCUGUGAAACCAUUUGGUGACUCGUUUCUUCCCAGACUUCAUUUCCAGCUGGAAGCUGCAAUUCUUCUGGAGCCUUGACAGCACAGAUGCGGUGUGUUGCAGGGAUUAGAAUACCUGCUUCUCCAUGUUCUGCUCGAAUUAACAUCCUAUUAGCAUUUCACUGGUGGUGGUGAAGUCCAGGACCACUACUCCGUAGGUAAUUGGAACCCAUGGAGGAAGAGCACUGGAGAGGCCCUCGAUGCUGUUGGGACUGAAGAAGCAGACCGAAAACCCUCAGGAUGUAGACGUUCCCAGGAGCAGGACAGAGAAAGAGGGAGAUCUCUUUGGAAACAUGGAGCUGCUGUGCUGCGAGGUGGAUCCCAUGCGGAGAGCUCUGCCCGACCCGAACUUGCUCUAUGAUGACCGCGUUUUGCACAAUUUGUUAACCAUAGAAGAGAGGUAUCUGCCCCAAUGUUCCUAUUUCAAAUGCGUCCAGAAGGACAUCCAGCCCUUUAUGAGGAGGAUGGUGGCGACCUGGAUGUUGGAGGUCUGUGAAGAGCAGAAGUGUGAAGAAGAGGUUUUCCCCCUAGCCAUGAAUUACUUGGACAGAUUUUUAGCUGUGGUGCCCACCAGAAAGUGCCAUCUGCAGCUGCUGGGGGCAGUUUGCAUGUUCUUGGCCUCCAAGCUGAAAGAGACAAUCCCCCUCACUGCAGAGAAACUUUGCAUAUAUACGGACAAUUCCAUCAAACCCCAAGAGCUGCUGGAGUGGGAGCUGGUGGUGCUGGGAAAGUUGAAGUGGAAUCUUGCAGCAGUGACUCCACAUGAUUUCAUUGAACACAUUCUAAGAAAACUGCCUCUACCUAAAGACAAGUUGCUCUUGAUCCGGAAGCAUGCACAAACAUUUAUUGCCCUUUGUGCCACAGAUUUUAACUUCGCCAUGUAUCCACCAUCAAUGAUAGCAACUGGAAGCGUGGGAGCAGCCAUCUGUGGCCUUCAGCUUGAUGAUGGAGAAAGUUCACUCACCGGUGACAGCCUAACAGAACUCCUGGCCAAGAUCACAAACACAGAUGUGGACUGCCUUAAAGCCUGCCAAGAACAGAUAGAGUCGGUGCUAGUAAGCAACCUUAGGCAAGUCCAGCAACAGCAACAGCAAAGCAAUCCUUCUAAGAUGGUGGAUGAACUGGACCAGGCCAGCACUCCCACAGAUGUGAGAGACAUCAACCUGUGAGGACAUCAGCCCAGACAGUCAUGCUUGCUCCCCCUGCUCCCCCCCCCUUUUUUUUAGAAUGAAAUCUUUUUUUUAAUCUGCUCCCACAUAGAACGUAUUUAAAGCUCUUUUAGAUACAAAACAAAACAAAAAAAUGAGUAAUUUAAAAAAGCAUUUGGUGCCUGUGAUGUUCUACAGAAGGGAAUCCCACGAUAUAUUUGAUAAUUGCUGUUUGAUUAUGUAUCGGUGAUAUUAAGUGCUUAUAAAAGCAUAAAAAGUAGCUAGAUAAAUGUAAGCCUGCAUUUGUGGGAACAAAGUAGAGUAUACUUUUUUGUGCGUGCAUUAUGACCUAGUGCAUACACACCCUUUUUUAAACUUAAGAAAGGAAUUGUGUGUGUGAUGUUAUGGCUUGACUAGAUUGCAAAGCAAUAGAAUUAAAGGGUUAGGGCAAAGUGGGAAAAGAUCCCUGAAGUGAUUGAACCAUUUUGGAUGCAGAAGAGAUUUGCUGAUCUAUCACCUCUGUUAUUAGUCAGAACUGUUUGUUGGAUCUCUGUAUGUUAGUUUUGUUUACUCUUGCUGUCUGUGGUAGCUGCUACCUAAGAAAGAAGAUGCUUUAUUUUGCCAGCCGGAAGAGCAGGUGUUUCUUUCCCCCCCAUGGUUCAUUCUAAACACAGCAGCAUCUUUGGCAUACAGCUGAUCCUGCUAUCCAGCAGUGGUCCAAGCCAAAGUAUAGAAUGCUUGCAUUAGAUGGCAGAAAUAUACAGAUUAAAAAUGACCUGUCAACAAAUCAGACCACCUCAGAACUUUGGAUUCCUAGUUGCAGUGGAUCAUCUGUGAAAAAGCAUUAUAUUCAUUCACAAUGCUAAUGCUACACGUCAAUGUUAACUUUUGGCAGCUCUUUAGUUUGGUGUAAAGGCAAUUAAAUGAUGCUCUGCCCAUCUUCCUUUUUAACAUCCUCACUGUGUUAAAGAAGAUGUGAUUUCCUUUGAUCCCCCCUCUCCCUCCAAAAAAUACAUUUUCCAGAUGUUUAUAACUUUACUGGUCCACAGUUAGCAUUAUUAUAAACCAUUUCAUUCGAAAAGCACUUUGAAAAUUGUUCCUAAGGGAUAAAUGAAAUGGUUUAUGACAAUUGUGCUGAGCAAAAAAAAAAAAAAAAACAGCAAUGCAUAUAGCUUUUAAUAGUCAAUAUUUUCCAAUAUCUGAUGUACUUCGCUAGUUCUGGUGUUGCUGGAAAUUCCAACACCUGCUUCGGAUGACAUUCCUGUCACAACAUUCCGGAUGAAAGUCUGACAAUUCUGUGUAUUGUUCAGUGUCAGAAGGAUCUUAACACCACCUGCAUGCUUAUCUAUGGACAAUGAAAGAAAAUUGCUGGUGCAAAAGACACAAAUGGUAAACAUCAAGGUGCGUGACUUUGAUUUUUAUUACAAAGGUGUAUUCAGUGUACUUGAAUUUAUUUUUCCUGCUCCAUCUGUAAAGAAGAGGCAUUUAGAUGGCAAAGGCGAUGGGGCAAUUUUUUUUUUUUUUGCACAAUUGUAUUAACAGAUUGCAAAUAUACAGUUUGAAGCUGUUGGAUGAAAUGUUAAUGUUUGCAUUUUUUUAAAGAUAAAAAUCCAGAAAGAACAUGCUACUUUGAAGAAUAUUUUAUGAAUGGACUCUGCCAUAUUUGGCUAGAUGAGGGUAGAAAAUGGAGUAAGAAUCUAAGGGGUUUAUUUUGUUUUUUUGGUUUUUGGUUUUUUUUUUUGCGCUGCUAAGAAGCUAUGAUUUGUUUCAUUCUUAUUCACAUUAACAGUACUUAGCUGUAUUGUUUCACUGAGUGUGCUGCUAUUUUAUAAACAUUUUUAUAAUAUAUUAUUUUACUGCUUAAAUUUCAAAUCCUGAAGUAGACGGUUAAGUGCAGAUAAGAAGAGUUCUUAGAUUUACUGGAAAUGCCCUGUACAGUUGUUUUCUAAUAGCGUGCUCAUGAUUUUUUUUAUUUUAUUUUAUUUUAUUUUAUUUUUCUGAUCACAUCCUGCAAAGACAGUAUAUUUACCUCAGGUUUACUGGACAAAAAUGGUUCCCAUUUUCACAAUACCUCACAACUUUACAGUUCUUUCCGCUGGGAGCCUCAUGGAAUGGUCAAUGCAAAAGGCAGCCAAAGCCUGUGUUUUGGUGAGCAAAGCACAGUUGCUUCAGUUGUGUAGGGGAACAGUUGUAGAUUGCAGGGACAUUGGGCUCCCGUUUGGUCUUAGGUAUCCGUUUCAUAGUGGAAAAAAUACAUUAACAUGAGGAUCUGUUCAGCAAAGAUUUCUGCACAUAUAGGUCUCGAUCCUAGAAGCACUUAAGACCUGAUUCUCCACUGUAUGUCACCUUAUGCAGUCAUUUGUAUUUGUGCAAAAUGAGUGUCUUGUGGAUAUUAAAAUGUUACCUCCAACAUAAGUAGAAAUUCUGGUUUGGGAGCAUUUUACACUUACUUUGCCUUGAUGCAAAUGAUUACUUAAGGUGCUGGACAGUGAGCAUUGUACCUUUGCUACCUAGUGUAAUGCUUUACUACCAUAAGUAAUCCCAUAGGGCUAGAUUGUGACUUUGUGGUUGUCUGCAUUGUUACACUGCCCCUAGAGCAGUCCAGAAAACAGAUUAUGACCCCAGGAGUCACAGUCCCCUCCUGGUCUCCUCUCUACUUCAAAAAGGGAAUAAACUGCACCAGAUCUAUACUCAGUGCAGCGUAUGCAUCACAGUGCACCAGUGCAGCCACAUGGCUGGCCACACUGAGGGUGGGGGAGCCAGGGCUCUUCCCCUUUCCACCAACCUGCGUAGGGAGGGGGCUGUCCAGCAGUGUGGUGCCUGCUUCCUUGCCCACAGUGCUGCCUGUCAUACUGCUAGUUAGCCAUGCCAUGAUUUGGCAUAGAGAAAUCAAUGGGCCUACUUGUGGUAGUAAGAACUCUGCUCAGUAGUGUUAGUGGAAUCAGGCCCUUAAUUUACAGUGGAUUUAGAAGUCAUCAGCCCAGUACUUUUGUAAUCCUCAAAGGGAGUUUUCCCUGAGUAUGGACUACAGGAUUAGGCCCACAGUCUUCUCUCAGUGGCUGGGUAUCAAAAGGCAGAAUAAAUGGUCUUAAAGUAAUACUGCUAGGCUUUUUGAGCCCCAGAUUUUACAUGCUUUUAACACUGCAUAUUAUAAUAAAAACCACCUUUUUGUUAGGGCUAUGUUAAGUAUUCUCAAUGAAAACCGAAAACAUAAGUCGAAUUCCCACAAAUUCCUUUGGAUGGCACUCCAUGCAAUUUCAGCUGUCUCUGUCCAUGCAAAGGUGUUGGCAGCAUCAGGCCCUGAGAUAUUUGAGAUUUUUGUAUUUUGUUUCAAUUUUCUGAAAUCAGUCCAAUUUGGCAAAACAGCCAAAGUCCUGCAAAAUGUUAGGUAUUUUGCUUAAAAAGAUAGAGGAAGUGAAAAUAGUAAAAUUUUCACUCUGAAAUGGCCAUAUAAUUAAACAAAAACCUUGACAUUUUCCAAAUUGUGGAAUUUUGUUCUUACAAAAAUAAACAUUUUCACAUUAAAAACAUGA